This is a messenger RNA of Lutzomyia longipalpis, 952 nucleotides long. It is a transcript of the gene Nf-YA, whose product is annotated as nuclear transcription factor Y subunit alpha. Gene Ontology annotation, molecular function: DNA-binding transcription factor activity, RNA polymerase II-specific; RNA polymerase II cis-regulatory region sequence-specific DNA binding. The coding region runs from base 1 to 741 and encodes 246 amino acids. NCBI's taxonomy places the organism in Eukaryota, Metazoa, Arthropoda, Insecta, Diptera, Psychodidae. The record is from RefSeq and is a predicted model, not a curated record. Gene Ontology annotation, cellular component: CCAAT-binding factor complex. The transcript has a single exon. Gene Ontology annotation, biological process: regulation of transcription by RNA polymerase II.
AUGGACGCAAACGCCAGUGCUGACAUUACCGGCACAUCCGGGCAGCAGCUUCAGGUGUUGCCACUGAGCCAGGUGCUUUCGGGUACAAAUGGUCAGCCGAUUCUUGUACAAGCUCUACCGCAGCAGAUCUCAACGAGUACCCAGCCAACAAUGCAGAUGCUCCCAUUGGCACAGCUUCAGCAGUCCGGGGCCCAGAUAAUGGUCCAACCGACUGCCACAGCGCAGCCACAGGCACAAUUCAUUCAACUGGCAGACGGACAAACGCUCGUAGUGCACCCUCUUCCGGGGAUAGCGGAGAGUGUAGCCAGUCAGCCGCAGCUCAUAAACAUCAAUGGGAAUUUGCUGCAGCUUCCUGUCACGCAGACAGCCACAACGGCGGCCCAGCAAAUCCCCCAGCCGCAGGUAAUGAUGGUGGCUACGGAAGCACCUCAGCAGCAGGGGCAGCAGGCCACCAAAGUCACCCAGCAACCCACCACAACCACCCAGGCUACAACUGUUGCCGCCACAACGCCCAGCACCAGUGCCAGUGCCGAAUCCGAGGAUCAAAUUCUCUACGUCAAUGCGAAGCAGUACAAGCGAAUCCUGAAGCGACGGCAGGCACGAGCAAAACUUGAAGCGCAGGGAAGGAUACCCAAGGAGCGCUCAAAGUAUCUCCAUGAGUCACGGCAUAGGCAUGCAAUGAAUAGAAUACGUGGUGAGGGUGGUCGCUUCCAUUCAGGCAGUAGCCAGUCGAAGAAUUAAGAGAGCGAUAGAAAAACACACAAAUCCCAUCAUUAAAUGCAUCUCCUGGCAAUCUCUUCAAGGGGAAGACAAAUCAUUUUUUAUCAAUGAGAAAAUAUCCUUGAAUUUAUCAGGAUAAAAUGAAAAAGUUCAGACAAUUUCUUCUUUAUUUUUUUUUUCUUAAGUUAAUGUCCAAACAGAUAAAGAAAAUCAGAAUAAAAGAAAAAGAAAA